This is a messenger RNA of Onychomys torridus (southern grasshopper mouse), 1065 nucleotides long. RefSeq names its product protein transport protein sec31-like. The coding region runs from base 1 to 1065 and encodes 354 amino acids. The transcript is spliced from 3 exons. The record is from RefSeq and is a predicted model, not a curated record. Lineage: Eukaryota; Metazoa; Chordata; Mammalia; Rodentia; Cricetidae.
AUGACUCCCACAGCAGCAGACGCCAGGCAAUGGGGCACUGGAAACUUCGUCACCCAGGCGCACGGCGCCCUGUGUGGAGCUCUGAGCCCUCGGGAGGACACGGACCACCAAAAAGCAGCCUCCCUUACCCGGGUCACGGUGUCCACUCCCUGGGAGCGCAGUGUCUCCUUUGCAGGGCACAAGGUGCUCUCCACAGGGCACAGCCUCCCCUAUGUGGGUCCCCCUCUGGACCAGAGGACACAGGAUGCACUCUCUGGACGCAGCCUCUCCCCUGCCAAGCACAUGGUCCCUUCUGCAGGACACAGGGUCCCCAUCCCCGGACGAAGCUUCAGAAGGGUCCCCUCCGCGGGCACAGCCUCCUGUCCGGGAGGCGCACUCUCGGCUCACCGCGGCGCAGCGCAUCCCACGCGGACGCGGCGCCUCCAGGAGCGGACAAGCCGUCUUGGGCGCAGCCUCCUCCCGCAGCGCAGCGCAGCGCAUCCGAGAGGACGCGGCCCGCCCUCCCCGCACCGCCCGGGAUGCGCCAGCAACCCCGCAGCCCGCCGCGGGGACCCCGGGGCCGGGGUCUAUAGGGUCUGGGGUCGGUGGUCAGGUCCGCACCCGCCGGCGCUGCGCGGCCUCAGCCACCUGCCCCGCGCUUACAUAAACGCGGCCGCCCGCGUCCCCGCCGCCUUACCCUCAGGUCACGCUGCGCCCGCGGGCUGCCGGCGUCCGGCUCUCGGCGCAGCGGCGGGCUCCGCUGGCCCCGCGGCCCCGGCCAGGAGCCCCCCGUCGCCGCCGCCUUCAGCCUCAGCCACCUCAGCCUCAGCCGCUGCCUCAGCCUCUGCCUCAGCUUCAGCGCCGGCGGCUCCGCCCCCUCUGCUCGCCCCGCCCCAGCCGCCGCAGCCGCGCGCGCGCGCGCAUGCAGGGGUGGAGUCAGCGCCCGACGCCGACGUGCGCGCGCCGGUGCCUGGGGGUGUGGGGCGGGGCGGGGGCGGGGACGGGGCGGGGACGGGGCGGGGGCGGGGCGGGGGCGGGGCGGAACCGGUGUCCCAGCUUACCCACGGCAGGAACCGCGAGGGUUAG